UUUCCCUUGUCACCUACCGUGCCUAGAAGCGGAUUUGCACUUGCAGAGCACCUUGUGUCCGCGGUAUGUGCGUUGUGAACGCAAAUGAGGAAGACGCGAGAGUAGAUGGACGACAUAGUGCGCCGCUUCCCCGUGUUGCCUGCCCAGUUUCCUGUGGUCAUUGCAGCCCAAAUGCGUCGGAUGAGCACACGUCCGAUUGUGAAGAAGGUCAGGGAACUGAUGUGGUCCAAAUUACACGACAUCCUCUGAGGGAAAUCGGAUCAGAUCAGUCAAGCGGAAUCAAGGCAUGUUUCUACGAUAGCGGAGUCGUUUCUGUAAGAUAUUGCCUCGAACACAUCGGUCAUGCUGUAACAGCAGCGGCUUUGCCACUUUCGCGUACGGAUAAAGAAUGCAUAGCGCAUUAUAUUCAGCUUGGACUCGAUGUUCCUACAGUAUUGAGAGUCAUACGGAAACAACAUGUCGACACAAAAUACCGACUUUACUGGAUCACAGCUGCGGAUAUUCGGAACACAAGAUCUGGGUUGCACUUGCAACCCGGCAGGCUACAUGAUGACGAUUUAGAAUCACUGAUCCUGAGGAAGGGGAUGAAUAUGGACUCCGACGGCAUGAGAAGAUUUGAUCACCCAAAGGAAGCUGGCGGACGGUUCUGCCUAGUCAUAAUAACACCUGAGCAACUGCAGUUACUUGACCGUUACAGCGCUCGAGGAGUAGCCCUGGACGACACGCAUUGCACAACACGUUAUAAUCUGAAACUCGCCACAGUAAUGCUCGUCGAUGAUUGUGGACGGGGUGUUCCUGGCGCAUUCCUGCUAAGCAGUGCCAUGGAUGUAUGUGCAUGUCAAGCUCUCUUUGAGGAAAUCAAGAAACUUUAUGAGGAAUUCAAUCCGAAGUUCUUUGUUACUGAUGACACCAUGGUUUUCUGGAACGCCUAUAAAACAGUAUUUCCAAGCAAUGAAACUAUCAAGCUCCUGUGCGCAUGGCAUUGCCAGCGGGCAAUCUUCGAGAAGUUAAAUACUUGUCUGCCGAGGAAUAGCGAAAAAAGACGCUUGUUGGGAGGUUGGCUAAAAACACUUUUCACCCAGUGUAAUAAGGUUGAGUUCUCGAAAGCAAAGGGCAUGUUGCUUGGUUUGUUGGCUGAGCAGAGAAUGACCGAUUCCGGCAUUCACGCUUUCGAGGAUUACUUCCGGCGCUACUAUCUGAGAAGAGAAGAAGAAUGGGCUCCUUACAAUCGUGUGGCAUCGAUAGCAAAUACAACAAUGAUUUGCGAGAGAUGGCAUCGGACACUCAAGUAUACAUUUCUUGGAAGCUCCAGUAACAAAAGGGCAGACGAAUUAGUUCAUAUACUAAUAGGUAUUACACCAAUAUUGGCCCGAGAACACCUUAUUCAGGAUGCUCGAGGAAUAAUAGAAGGAAAAUUCCGUGCUAAAGAGAACUGUCUGCGACACAAACGUGCAGUCGAGAUCAAGGAGUAUGCACCUCAAAAGAUGUCAUCUAAUGAAUGGCGCGUGCCAUCUUUUGACACACCUCAGAAGUGGUACAAACUCACAGUUGCAGCUUGCCCUUGCGAUACUGAUGACACUCAUUGUCCACUCUGUCAUGUUUGUCCUGUGGCUAUUGCGUGCUCGUGCCCCGAUGGAAUUAAAAGUGGAAUGUCAUGCAAGCAUGCUCAUGCUUGGACAAUCUACCGCGGCAAUGAUGAAUCCUCACAAAUAGAGCAGCAGAAUGCUACAACUGAGAAGACACCGUUUUACUGCUUUCCCGAAACCGAUCUGCCACAGGUUGGACGGGGUUUCGAAAGUGAAGAAGACUUAUCGUGGAUGGAUUUGAGGAAAACUAUUGUGGCUGAGUUACAAGAGUAUGUCGACCGCCUAUCGUAUUCGUGGAAUACGAGUACGUCUGCGGAUGAAGAAAGAGUCUCCAGCCUGCUUCGAACCCGUGAGCAUAUCCGAAAAGCGGUGGAGGAGGAGCUAGGAGGUGCUAACACUCCUCGUCUGAUUCCACGUAGAACAUGUCACACAAAGAAUGUCAAACAAAGAAGUCAGUCGAAAAAAACUAUGUCGAAGCGCAAAUCAAAAUCGAAAAGCUCCAUGUCUUCAACUUUUCAUACGGAUGAUAUCAAUACGGAGGAACUCAACAUAUGUGUCAUUUGCAAUGACACGCAGCCUCCCCUGGACGACCCCGAGGACGAGGAGAUCAUGGUGGGUGCACCCGUGCUGUGGUGGUCCUGCACGAACUGCAGAGCAUGGGUGCACCGAGACUGCAUGACAGCAAGGGAAUGCAUUGUAUGCGAUAAAGGAUUUUUCGAAGCCUAA
Cylicocyclus nassatus is the source of this 2312-nucleotide messenger RNA. The record is from the annotation of a GenBank genome assembly. Lineage: Eukaryota; Metazoa; Nematoda; Chromadorea; Rhabditida; Strongylidae.